Megalops cyprinoides (Indo-Pacific tarpon) is the source of this 3728-nucleotide messenger RNA. RefSeq names its product dynamin 1b (gene dnm1b). The transcript has 22 exons. The record is from RefSeq and is a predicted model, not a curated record. Gene Ontology annotation, cellular component: cytoplasm; microtubule; membrane. Bases 263 to 2815 code for a protein of 850 amino acids. Gene Ontology annotation, molecular function: GTPase activity; GTP binding; microtubule binding. NCBI's taxonomy places the organism in Eukaryota, Metazoa, Chordata, Actinopteri, Elopiformes, Megalopidae.
AGCAGAGAUCGGCUCCUCUCGCCGCUCUCGUAGACGGCACAGCGGCAGAGGAGGGAGAGGCAGGGAGGAGUGGCCUCCGUACAGAGGACAGGGGAAGGGGAUAAUCAAUGAAGGUGUCUGCAAAAAUUAAACAGACAUAGGUGGCCGAGAGCGCUUGAGCACUCUUUCAAGGGGAGAAACGAGGGGGUAGCGCUCUGCAGGGCUGACCCCUCUCGCCGAUUCAUUCCGACUGUGAGAGAGAUCAGGCUAAUUCUCUGAAAAGAUGGGGAACCGGGGGAUGGAGGAUCUCAUUCCUCUGGUAAAUAGACUACAGGACGCCUUCGCUGCAAUCGGACAAAAUGCCAACCUGGACCUUCCCCAGAUCGCUGUGGUCGGCGGUCAAAGUGCUGGAAAAAGCUCAGUAUUGGAGAACUUCGUGGGGAAGGACUUCCUGCCCCGAGGGUCUGGCAUUGUCACCCGGAGGCCCCUGGUGUUGCAGCUCAUCCACAGCCCCACAGAGUACGCGGAGUUCCUGCACUGCAAGGGGAAGAAGUUCACCGACUUCGAUGAGGUGCGGCAGGAGAUCGAGGCAGAGACUGACCGCGUCACAGGACAGAAUAAAGGCAUCUCACCUGUACCCAUCAACCUGAGAGUGUACUCUCCCCACGUGCUGAACCUCACUCUGGUGGACCUGCCUGGGAUGACCAAGGUGCCGGUGGGGGAUCAGCCCCCCGACAUCGAGCACCAGAUCAGGGACAUGCUGAUGCAGUUUGUGACCAAGGACAACUGCCUGCUGCUGGCUGUGUCCCCUGCCAACUCUGACCUGGCCAACUCCGACGCCCUCAAGAUUGCCAAAGAGGUGGACCCCCAGGGUCUCCGCACCAUCGGUGUGAUCACUAAGCUGGACCUGAUGGAUGAGGGGACGGACGCUCGAGAGAUCCUGGAGAACAAGCUACUGCCACUGCGUCGCGGCUACAUUGGGGUGGUGAACCGCAGCCAGAAGGACAUCGAUGGGAAGAAGGACAUUGCAGCUGCCAUGGCUGCCGAGAGGAAGUUCUUCCUGUCCCACCCAGCCUACAGGCACCUGGCUGACCGCAUGGGCACACCCUACCUGCAGAAAGUCCUCAACCAGCAACUGACCAAUCAUAUUCGAGACACUCUGCCUGGCCUCCGCAACAAACUGCAGAGCCAGCUGCUGUCCAUUGAGAAGGAGGUGGAGGAGUACAAGAAUUUCCGGCCCGAUGACCCGUCCCGCAAGACCAAGGCCCUGCUGCAGAUGGUGCAGCAGUUUUCGGUGGACUUUGAGAAGCGGAUUGAGGGCUCUGGGGAUCAGAUCGACACCUAUGAGCUGUCAGGGGGAGCCAGGAUCAACCGCAUCUUCCACGAGAGAUUCCCCUUUGAACUGGUCAAGAUGGAGUUUGAUGAGAAGGAGCUGCGAAAGGAGAUCAGUUACGCCAUCAAGAACAUCCACGGAAUCAGGACUGGCCUCUUCACGCCAGACAUGGCCUUUGAGACCAUAGUGAAGCGGCAGAUCGGGAAGAUUAAGGAGCCGUGCCAGAAGUGUGUUGACAUGGUCAUUUCUGAGCUGGUCAAUACUGUUAGGCAGUGUACCAAGAAGCUGGCUCAGUACCCCAUGCUGAGGGAGGAGAUGGAGAGGAUCGUCACUCAGCACAUCCGUGACCGCGAGAGCCGCACCAAGGAGCAGGUGAUGCUGCUGAUUGACAUCGAGCUGGCCUACAUGAACACCAAUCACGAGGAUUUCAUUGGAUUUGCCAACGCUCAGCAAAGGAGCAACCAGAUGAGCAAGAAGAAGUCCUCUGGGAAUCAGGAUGAGAUAAUGGUUAUCAGGAAGGGCUGGCUGACCAUCAACAACAUCGGCAUCAUGAAGGGCGGGGCCAAGGAGUACUGGUUCGUCUUGACCGCUGAGACUCUGUCCUGGUACAAGGACGAUGAGGAGAAAGAGAAGAAGUACAUGCUGCCUGUGGAUAACCUGAAGCUGAGGGAUGUGGAGAAGGGCUUCAUGUCCAGCAAGCACAUCUUUGCCCUGUUCAACACCGAGCAGAGGAAUGUGUAUAAGGAUUACCGUCAGCUGGAGCUGGCCUGCGAGACCCAGGAGGAAGUGGACAGCUGGAAGGCCUCCUUCCUGCGAGCUGGAGUCUACCCAGAACGCAUCACGGAUAAGGAGAAGCAGAGUGAUACGGGAGAGGAGAACGGCUCCGAUGGCUUCAUGCACUCCAUGGACCCGCAGCUGGAGCGGCAGGUGGAGACGAUUCGCAACCUGGUGGACUCCUACAUGGCCAUUGUCAACAAGACCGUGCGUGACCUCAUGCCCAAGACCAUCAUGCACCUGAUGAUCAACAACACGAAGGAGUUUAUCCAUGCGGAGCUGCUGGCGAACCUGUACUCGUGUGGGGAUCAGAACUCGCUGAUGGAGGAGUCAGCGGAGCAGGCGCAGCACCGCGACGAGAUGCUGCGCAUGUACCACGCCCUGCGCGAGGCGCUCAGCAUCAUCGGCGACAUCAGCACCAGCACCGUCUCCACCGCAUUGCCCCCGCCCGUCGACGACUCCUGGCUGCAGGUCCAGGGGGGGCCGUCAGGACGCAGGUCCCCGAUGUCCAGCCCCACCCCGCAGCGACGGGCCCCUCCAGGCCCCCCUGGGCGCCCCGGGUCCCGAGGCUCCGCCCCCGGACCCCCCUCUGUCGGAGCCCCGCCUGUCCCCUCCCGCCCGGGAGCCUCACCUGAUCCUUUCGGAGGACCGCCCCCCCAGGUGCCCUCCAGGCCUAACCGUGCCCCGCCCGGCGUGCCCAGCUCCGACACGAGGAAGCCGCCAUGUUGAGAAGACUGGUCCCGCCGUCCCCUGUGGGACAGACCCCUCUCUGUCCCCACCCUAACCCUCUCUUUUCCAGAGCUCCCCACACAGUCCCACUCACUGCACCCUGCAGCUUCCCUCGCCCACACAGCCCCUGCUCAUCUGCAGCUCACCACUAGGGGGAGCUGUUCCUCCGUCCCUCCUGAGUCCGAAGGGGAGGGAGGGCGAGCGGAGGACAGUGUGCAUUAUCCUCUUUUUGCUUUCAGUUCUGUUUUUCUUUCGGCUUUAUCGAUAUGAUUGUCAUUAUUAUAAAGAGUUCUUGCUUUGCCAUGUCUUCCGUUCUGUGGCUUUUCUUUUGCCCCCGGUCUCUGCUGUUUUUGUUGAAGGGAUGAGAUGGGGCUACUCCUAUGGGCCAAAAAACAACAAAAUAUCAGCACAGUGAUGGUAUAAGUGCAUUUCUCUUUCCAUGGUGUGAAUGUUCCUCUGCGGCCCACAUCAAAAAGCCACAGUUUUUUCAUGCUGCUGGCCAACAGAUUCAUGCUAAAAGCAGAUAGUCUGAGUGAUGCCUGUGUGAAGUGCCCUGACUGUGGCCCCAUGCCCCCCCGGAUUGGCUGCUGUAGGGUCAGGAUGGCAGCACACUCUGACGCAGAGCAAUGAAAGAAUAAACAGCACGCAGAGCCCCGGAUGAACGUGGUCUCAUGUUUUCAUUAUUAUUAUUAUUUUUUUCAGAUAAUGCACAAGAGAGAUUGCUUGCUGGCCGAUUUGAAUUUGACUUUGAGUAACAGCCUUUUCCUGGUUUCCCAGACUUUUGCUCUUAUUGAUUUUUUUUUAUUUCUGGUAUCGAUUUUUAUUUUUUUCCUCUUUGUUUCAGCCGGCCAAGCAAGGGCAGCCCCUCCCACCCUGAGAGUCCUCUCCCCUCAUCUGACUCCUAAACCAACCC